AUGGCCACGGCUUGGUAUAGCCGAACCGUUGAGGUUCUCUCCGAUUCUUUGACCAACCGUCAGACUCAACUUCCUUUGCUGGCCUUGACUGGUGCCUCUGUCACUGCUGGUCUGUUACUUCGCUCGGCCCUGUCCGAUAAACAUCCGGAGACUCUUCUCCCUGCCCCCCGCACCAAGGUUUUGGGCUUAUCGGAUGCGGAGAACCGGGAGCAUCCGUUGCCGACCGACGUUCUCCCCGGAGCUCGAGACCUGACGACACCAUAUGGAUCGAUGAGGGUGUAUGAGUGGGGCCCUGUCGACGGACCCAAGGUGUUAUUCGUUCAUGGUAUUACAACGCCUUGCGUUGCGUUGGGUGGACUGGCACACGCCCUGGUGGAUCGGGGGUGCCGAGUGAUGCUAUUCGAUCUGUUUGGAAGAGGCUUCUCAGACUGCCCGUCCGAUCUUCCCCAGGACGACCGAUUGUUUGCGACGCAGAUUUUCAUGGCCCUGAGCACGUCCCCGAUCCCCUGGACCGGUGCUGGGUCGGGCAAAUUCUGCCUUGCCGGCUACUCUUUGGGCGGCGGGAUUGCCGCUGCGUUUGCAGCUCAUUUCCCCGAGCUCCUCUCGUCCCUGGCCCUGAUGGCCCCGGCGGGGUUGAUCCGUGACUCCCAAAUCAGCGCCCAGACUCGGCUUCUGUAUUCGAAUGGUCUCCUCCCUGAGCGUGUCCUCGGGUUUCUCGUUGGUCGGCGUCUUCGUGCUGGCCCGUUGACCACUCCCAAGCCCAAAGACGAGAAGGUCGACGCCGCUUCUGCACUGACUGAGGAACUCCCGUCCCAGGGUGGGGCGAAUGUGCAGCUCUUGUCGCGGGCCUAUCCCCAUGUCAGUGUUCCUGGUGCCGUGCAGUGGCAGGUGAACAAUCAUGCCGGCUUUGUUCAUGCGUUCAUGUCUAGCAUGCGAUUUGGUCCGAUCCUGCAGGCCCGUCAGCGGGGAAAUUGGGAACGCUUGGGGAGCUUCCUCUCAGCGCAGCAGUAUCUCUCACCGGAACAGCAGCGUGCCAACGGUCUACCAAGCAACAAAGUCCUGAUUCUGUGCGGCAUGCAUGAUGGAAUCAUCGUGAAGGAAGAGCUUGCUCCCGAUGCCACAUCAGCGCUCCAAGGGAACGUGGAUUUCAAGUACUUCGACGCUGGACACGAAUUCCCGAGUACGAAAUACGACGAGGUGGCAGACUGCCUGUGGAAGAUUAUGCAUUAA
Messenger RNA from Aspergillus campestris IBT 28561, 1230 nucleotides. Its product is annotated as putative alpha/beta hydrolase. The coding region runs from base 1 to 1230 and encodes 409 amino acids. The record is from RefSeq and is a predicted model, not a curated record. The transcript is spliced from 2 exons. NCBI's taxonomy places the organism in Eukaryota, Fungi, Ascomycota, Eurotiomycetes, Eurotiales, Aspergillaceae.